UAAAAUCGAGCAGAUAUAUUUUUAAAUAGCAGAAGACUCAUCUAGUAAAGAACUGGCCGCAAGAACCUAGCCUGACCUAGCCCAUCUGACUGAAUGCUGACAGCGACUCUCGCGAUAGUUUCUAGAAAUGAACUGACUAUCUAUGUGAACGCUGCAUGUAUAGGAAAAAGAUUUCAGAAUGGCGACUGUCUUUACUUAGGAGAGUACUUAUUCCCGCCCAGGAAUCGUGUAAUUACCGUGUGUCUUUGAAAAGUUCCAUGUGUUUUUCGUCGCCUGUUCACUGAAAAUGAUAAUAGAGAAUCCUGAUCAAUUCAAGGCGUGGCUCACAGCCGUCUUGGAACCACUCUGUGACGCAGACCCUGCUGCAUUAGCAAAAUAUGUAUAUGCCCUUGUUAAGAAGGACAAGACAUUGGAGGAGUUAAGGGGUGGAAUGGUCGAGCAGCUUGAUGUAUUUUUGCAGCAAGAAACAAAAAAUUUCGUGGAAUUAUUAUUCAAGACAUUGGAAACUCAAGAGUACGUACUUCCACCUCCGAAAAGUGAUCCGGACGGUGGUGGGACACCACCUGGUGUGAAUCCACCACCGCCUACAUUAACCACAGAAAAAGUAACCGAAAGUACAAUUCCAAUCGCUCCUAUAAACGCCAAUCCUCCUGCUCCAGUCCAAAUGAACGGAUCUGCGCCUAUGGCUAUAGGCAAACGCGAAACGAGAAAAUCGGACUCUGAUAAAGUCGACAAAGAGAAAGAGAAACGUUCUAGGAGUCGAAGUGGCCGAAUGAGAUCUCGAACUAGGUCGCGUUCCCGAUCGUGGGAAAGGGAUAGGCGUAGAUCAAGAAGCAGGGAACAUAUUCGUCGCGACCGAGAACGCGAUAGGAGUCGACCGUGGAGAAACGAAUCGCCACCAAAUACACGACGGCACGACAGAAGGCGGAGCAGAAGUCGUAGUACAUCACCGAUACGUCCGAGAAUACGAGACGGUCCGGACAAUCGUGAUCACAGGGCUCGAUUUAGGAACCGAUCUCCGACACCUCUUCGAUCUCGAUCUCGAUCCAGGUCGUUGGAUCGUAAGAAGAUAGAUCGUUCUGAUCGAAUGGACGUAGACAGGACAGAGAGAAUCGAAGGCAGUCCCGGUGGUGGCACUCCGACACAGGAUAGCAAUCACGGGGACGUGGACAUGAGGUUGUCUACUACUAGUCAGUCAAUUCAAAGCGUCGUCGCCGUUGCUUCUAAUGUUCCAAAUAGCCAGCCGGGUUUCCAACCGAAGAGGAGAUGUAGAGAUUUCGACGAGAAAGGAUAUUGCAUGAGAGGUGAUCUCUGCCCUUAUGAUCAUGGUACGGAUCCAGUCGUGUUAGAAGACGUAGCUUUAAGUCGUGUGCUGACCUUCGGUCCGCAUAGUGCACAAGCACCAGGAACAGUACCUGUAACAGCAGUACCAGAACCGCCUCCAGGACCCAAUGGCAAUGCUCCGCCUCAACAUCUACCCCUCGCGAGUUUGCCUCCACCGCAUUUAAGGAAUCAACAUCAUUCUAACAUGGAUGCAUUCGCUGAAUAUAAUCCCGAUGCACCGAGCAUGGAGCCGCGAAUGCCGUGGGGCAGACACCCACCACCUGGCCCAGGGAUCUACGGGAGAGGUCAACGGGAAUUGAUUAGCGUGCCAGUAAUUCCACACACAAACUCGUCCGAGAUAACGCAUACGCAAACAAAUCCGUUAAAGCGUAAACAGGCGUUCGAUUUCAAUCGCCUCGGACCAAAACAACGAGUGGUACAUAAUCCGGCUAAUUGUUCCCUGGAGUUGAAAAAAGUUCCCCGUAGCUUGAACAACAUUACUCAAUUGAACAAUCACUUCUCGAAGUUCGGUAAAAUUGUAAAUAUCCAAGUUAAUUUCGGUGGCGAUCCCGAGGGAGCGUUGGUCACCUUCCAGCUGCCAGCUGAAGCUAAGGCCGCAUACAGAAGUACAGAGGCUGUGUUGAAUAAUAGAUUUAUCAAAGUUUUUUGGCAUAACAAUGUCAACAAUAAUGCAGCUGGUAGUGCGAUUGAAAAUGUGCCACCAGGAUGCCGUCCUUCGGUCAAAGAACGGUUAGGUGCUGCUGUGACAACGCCGGCUAAGACAGAUGAGAACGAAUAUAUUCCUACUCGUCGUUCAACCGAAGAGCAACAAGUCCCGCAGCCACUGGCUCCGUCAUCGCCAAAAGCUGCUACUGUUCCUACUCGGGAGGAUAAAGUUCUCGUGAUAAAAAAGACUCAAGAGAUAUUAGCCGCUAAAGAGACGUUAAAGAAGAAACAGGAGGAGAAGCGUAAAGAGGCAAUGAAAUUGACUGCCGAUUUGCGAAAGAGGAAACAAGAACUGUUAGACAAGCAUUUGAUAGAGCUUCGAGCGUUAAUUGAGAAAGCCGAGAAGAACCCGGAACAAAAGGAUGCAAUUAUGGCUACAAUUAAAACCAUGGAGCAGUCUAUCGGCAAUCUUCGCAAAGACCUGGCAGCCAACGGCCAGAUUGGUGGUGGCAAGACACAGGCGAAAUCCAGAGAACAAACCCAGAAAGAGAUACUGGACGCGGAAUUAGAUUUAAUGACAGCGCAACAGGAAGGACAAGACGCUGGGGAAUUGCAAAAGAGAUUAAACGAAUUACGUGCGCAGGCAGCUGCGUUGGGUUUAAAUGCAGGUUCGGCCAUUGGCAGGGGUACAAGAUCCAGCAGAGUGAUAAGGGGUAGCCACGCGUUAUCGUAUAGGGGUCGUGGCAGAGGCUUCGCCCACGUUUCGGUAGAUCAUAGACCUACGAGUCUUUUAGUUUCUGGAUAUGAAACUGAAGAGAAGGCUGAAGUUUUAGCGCACUUUCAACAAUUUGGCGAAAUAGUGAAUCAAAUAGUAGACGAUGCGACCCCGUCGAUCGUGAUCAAUUACAAAUCAAGAAAGGAAGCCGAGGUAGCUUUAGUCAAAGGACGCACAUUUCAAGAUAGAUUAUUGUCCAUAACAUGGGUGUCCGGGCAUCACCUACACCGCGGCGGAGCUGGCAGUAAUACGAACUCGUCCGUGCAACUCUCUUCGCGUUCCGAACAGGCGGCGCCCACCACCGAGGAAGAUAUCGAGUUAGAAGGUAACGCUGAGGCAUUGCUCCUCGAGGAGAACGAGAACGAGGAGGAGGAAGACGAGGACGGUGAAUCGCGAAGCUGGCGGCGAUAGCAGCGUCGGCUUAACUCGUGACAAAAACUUGGUACCAGCUACAAUGACUGUGUAAUGAUCUGGGCGAAUCAAUACGUGUCCAGCACCUGCGCCACCGUUGCACUGUCGUUCGACGCAUUAAAUGCCAUGAUUUCCAUGAAAAAAUCUGAUUUACGAGCUCAUACACGUUCUCAUGAGUGUUACACUAUUUGUUAAUAUUAUUAAAAUAUAUUACGCGUGCGCAUUAUGACGGUAUUAAUAAAUGUACCGUGUCGAAUGUUAUGCGUCGCGAGAUAGGAAAAGAGGAAAAAAAACAGCAGAUACGCAAGUUUCCAACAAGAACAAAAACUAACCAAAUUUAUCCCAUUAUUUGUAGAAUAAAAUCGCUAUGUUUUCUAUGGGAAAAACAUCUUAUUCUGAAUUUCGAAGUCCUUCAUUCUUUUCGUCUGUAGAAUCGCGACUCAUCUCUUGUUAUUACGUUCGAGAGUUAUUACUUUCGAGUGUAUAUCUACGAUGAAAAAAAAAAGGUAGCCAGACUUUUAGAUAUAAUAGGUAGAUACUUAAUUUUCAGAAAUUUUACAAUCGAAAGUGAGGAAACUAUAUUUAUAACUUGUAAGAUACAAAUACAAUUUAUUAUAAUAAUUACCGCAUAAGAUUAUAGCGUUACAACUCUCCGAAGUAGUGUAA
Ceratina calcarata is the source of this 3841-nucleotide messenger RNA. It is a transcript of the gene swm, whose product is annotated as Zinc finger protein swm. Gene Ontology annotation, cellular component: nucleus. Gene Ontology annotation, molecular function: metal ion binding; RNA binding. Lineage: Eukaryota; Metazoa; Arthropoda; Insecta; Hymenoptera; Apidae. Bases 287 to 3175 code for a protein of 962 amino acids. The transcript has 10 exons. The record is from RefSeq and is a predicted model, not a curated record.